AUGAAAGAAAAGUCAUCAUCGAGAGAUAAUUCCACAUUAGAUGAUAAUGAUAGUCAAUCUCCACCAUCACGCCAUGAGUUAUGGAAGAGAGCACGACAAAAGAAAGGAGGAGAAUACACAUCAAAAUCUACACAAGAGGUUGCCCAAAAAAUUGAUUCUCUUGUUCAAGAAGCUGAAAAAGGUGCAAUUGUUCCAGAUGGACGUAACGAUAUCUUAUCAUUAGCCAUUGGAACAUCUGAGCAUGGAGGACUUGCUAAAUCUCAUCAAGUGGUUCAAGAAGAAGGGUUGAACCAUCAUGUGAGUUUCAAAGCCCAUAUUUCCUCUAGUGAAUUUAUUUAUGGUAAUCGAGAGUGA
Vicia faba (fava bean) is the source of this 354-nucleotide messenger RNA. The record is from the annotation of a GenBank genome assembly. NCBI's taxonomy places the organism in Eukaryota, Viridiplantae, Streptophyta, Magnoliopsida, Fabales, Fabaceae.